Molecule: messenger RNA, 1835 nt
Organism: Ziziphus jujuba (common jujube)
Lineage: Eukaryota; Viridiplantae; Streptophyta; Magnoliopsida; Rosales; Rhamnaceae
Product: WAT1-related protein At5g47470
Exons: 8
Coding region: 320-1516 (398 amino acids)
Cellular component (GO): plasma membrane
Molecular function (GO): transmembrane transporter activity
Source: RefSeq, a predicted model, not a curated record
ACAAAAACAAAAAAACAGAGAGGAGAGAGAGAACGGUUACCUACCUUUCUCUUUAACUUUUCUGUUGAAAAAAAUAAUAAUAAAAUGAAAGAAAGAAGUACCGUUUGAAGGCGAAGAACCGGGGAAGGACUGGUAGAGAAAUUUCAUGAAGGUUAGGUUAGCUCAAGUUUAAACCAAAAAAACAGCUAGCAAGUUUCAACAAAAUGACGUAGAAAAUAUUUACCAUAAAAAAUCAAAGCCGGAAAAAAUGUUCAACACAAGAAGAAGAGAAAGUGACAGGCUUUACCUAAAGAAGAAGAAAAAAAAGUAAAAUAAAUAUAUGAGACAAAAAAAAAAUUUUAAAAAAAAAAAGGCAAGAGCAAAAGAAACAAAAAUAGAGAACCAAAAGGGAGUAUUUGUUUGGAACACCAAGUUGGAUUGGUGUUUGGUGGAAAAGAAAAGGAAAAACAAAAGGAUUAGAAAAUUAAUAUUGGAGUCGAUGAAGUGGGAGGUGAUAGAAGAUGUGGCAAUGAUAGGAGGGUUGGUAGGGGUGCAAUUUGUGUAUGCUGGGAAUUCAUUGUUGUUAAGUUAUCUAAUGUCUCUUGGUCUAAGUCCCUUCACCAUUGUCAUCUUCUCUACUUUUGCCACAUUCCUCAUCCUAUCUCCGGUCGCCGUCUAUUUCGAAAGGAGUAAAUGGCCAAGGGAACUAACUUUGAAGCUGAUGAUUCAGCUGGCGUUAAUAUCCUUUGGGGGGGUAACUUUAUUCCAAUCCCUAUUCCUCAAGGGAAUCAAGUUAACAUCACCAGCAAUGGCAACAGCCAUGCCAAAUCUUGCUCCAGGGCUUAUUUUUAUAAUUGCAUGCACCGUAAGAUUAGAGAGAAUAAAUUUUAAUUGCUUAUAUAGCAAAGUGAAGAUUGUAGGGACUUUGCUGUGUGUGUUAGGCGCUCUCACAAUGAGCAUAAUGCACAGCGUCACAGCACCACCCUCAAAAGAGGCUCAAUAUAUGGCAACUCCACCACCGAAUGUUAUCUUCGACAAGUCGAAGAUCAUCGGCUGCUUGUAUCUGCUCGCCGCAGUCUUCGUUUUAUCCUCCAAUGUUGUCUUGCAGGCUUUCACGUUGGGUGAUUUUCCUGCACCAAUAUCGUUGUGCGCCAUAACAUCCUUGAUCGGGGUAUUCAUAACUGGAGCUGUGCAGCUAUUUCAAGACCAUAAGUUUGAAAUUGGUUUGCCAUUUGUGAGCGUUGGAGACAUGAUUGGCUAUUCUGUUCUGGGAGGUGCAGUAAGCGGGGCAUGUGUGAGCUUCAACGGGUGGGCGAUGAAGAAAAGAGGGCCAGUUCUAGUUUCCAUGUUUAACCCCAUUUCCACUCUCUGCUCUGUCAUUCUCUCAGUUGUCACCUUAGGAGACACCGUUAGUUUAGGAAGUCUUGCUGGAAUGUUCCUCAUGUUUACCGGGCUUUACUUCGUGCUGUGGGCAAAAGGGAAAGAAGGAUAUGGCAAUGGCUUUGAAAAACAAAACCAUGAUGGUGGGAGUAGAUAAAGAUGACAAAGAGUUUGCUUGGGAAGGACAAAUGAAGUUGUGCAUAUCAGACCUAUUCAAUUUUUUAAUUAUUUCUCUUGGGGAGGGGUAUUAUUGGAUUUUUGCAACGAAUUCCAAUAUAGAUUGGCUGGCGGCAAUGCUGCUAGGGAAAAUUUGGAAAUUGUUUCUUUCAUAUUGUCGCUGAUAAGAAAGUUUAAAAUUUCAACAUUUAUUUUCUUUUUCUAUUUUGAUCUUAGGACGGGAUGGGGGAGAUUCAAAUUCAGAAUUUUUGCAUGAAGAAAGAGUAAACUUUACCACUUAGACGUUUAGAAGGACAAAU